GGACAAACAGCCUCUCACCAACCACUGUUACAUCUUCAGCUUAGGUAGAAAGGCAGCUGUAUACCAUCCUUGGUGCGGCACAGUGUGAGGUCUAUUUUGUCGCAGCUAAAUCUGAGUAGCACUUUAGUCUUUUUUUAUUUUUUUGCGGUGCUUUACGCGACGGAGGUGUUGUAAUAUAUUAUAAUGUAGCCGUUAGCCGUGGUUUGUUUAUCUGGCGGGGUGGACAGAGCCGAGUCUCCGUCUAGAAUACUUGUUUGACUUGUCUGUGAGGCCCAGAACAUCAAACUGGCUGAAAUGGAUGAGCAAAGUGUUGAGAGCAUUGCUGAGGUGUUUCGAUGCUUCAUUUGCAUGGAGAAACUGAGGGAUGCUCGCCUCUGUCCACAUUGCUCCAAACUCUGCUGCUUCAGCUGUAUACGACGAUGGCUGACGGAGCAGAGAGCACAGUGUCCACACUGUCGGGCUCCACUUCAGCUGAGGGAGCUUGUCAACUGUCGCUGGGCGGAGGAGGUCACCCAGCAGCUGGACACCCUGCAGCUUUGCAGCCUCACCAAGCAUGAGGACAACGAUAAAGACAAAUGUGAGAACCAUCACGAGAAGCUGAGUGUUUUCUGUUGGACCUGUAAGAAAUGCAUCUGUCACCAGUGUGCCCUGUGGGGAGGCAUGCACGGCGGCCACACCUUUAAGCCCCUGGUGGAGAUUUAUGAGCAGCAUGUGACCAAGGUGAAGGAGGAGGUUGCCAAGCUGCGCCGCCGCCUCAUGGAGCUCAUCAGUCUGGUGCAGGAAGUGGAGAGGAACGUUGAGGCAGUUAGGGGUGCAAAAGACGAGAGGGUCCGAGAGAUACGUAACGCCGUGGAAAUGAUGAUCGCUCGUCUGGAUAACCAGCUCAAGAAUAAGCUCAUCACUCUCAUGGGCCAGAAGACGUCCUUGACCCAGGAGACGGAGCUGCUGGAGUCUUUGCUGCAGGAGGUGGAGCAUCAGCUUCACUCCUGCAGUAAGAGCGAACUGAUCUCAAAGAGCCCAGAGAUCCUCCUCAUGUUCCAGCAGGUCCACCGGAAACCCAUGCAGUCCUUCGUCACCACGCCCGUCCCUCCAGACUUCACCAGUGAGCUGGUUCCUGCCUAUGACUCCAGCACUUUUGUUCUAGUCAACUUCAGCACCCUGAGGCAGCGGGCUGACCCGGUCUACAGCCCUCCCCUGCAGAUCUCUGGCCUCUGCUGGAGACUCAAAGUCUACCCAGACGGUAACGGUGUGGUUCGUGGAAACUAUCUGUCUGUGUUCCUCGAACUGUCUGCAGGACUUCCCGAAACAUCAAAAUAUGAGUACCGUGUGGAGAUGGUCCAUCAGGCCUCCAGUGACCCCACAAAGAACAUAAUUCGGGAGUUUGCCUCUGACUUUGAGGUCGGUGAAUGCUGGGGCUACAACCGCUUCUUCAGGCUUGAUCUUCUAGCCAGUGAGGGAUACCUGAACAUGCAGACAGACACACUGGUCCUCCGCUAUCAGGUUCGCUCACCUACCUUUUUCCAGAAGUGCCGAGAUCAGUACUGGUACAUCAGCCAGCUGGAGUCGGCCCAGAGUGGCUACAUCCAGCAGAUCAACAAUCUCAAAGAGAGGCUCGCUAUCGAGCUAUUUCGCCGUCAGACCUCACGCAGCUCCUCGCCUCCUGACCUGAGGCUUGCUGCGGGCACCACGACCUCUGAAAGAGACCCUCGCUCGGUGAAGAGUGACGAUGAGAUUCAGACCACUUUGAGCAACACUAAGAAAGGAGAAGAAGAAGAGAGGACGCAACACGAUGACUCUAAUGAGCUGUCAGACGGUGACCUGGAGGUGGACUGUCUGACAGAAGAGGAGGUGAACCCUCUGGAUGGCAGCAGCACUUCAGGGAGCUCCACAGCCACCAGCAACACUGAGGAGAAUGACAUAGACGAGGAGACAAUGUCCGGGGAGAAUGAUGUCGACUUCAUCGGCAACCUGGACACAGAAGAAGGAGAGCUUCCUGAUGACUUGGCUGGAGCCACGGGCGGUUCCAACUCCAGUGUGCGAUCAUUACACCGUAGUGCUGCAGCUGCUGCCGGUCGUAGUACUAGUGGCAGUGGAGCUUCCGCUGCUGCUGCUGCCGCCACCGGUGCUGUUGGGCCAGGUGGUAACAGCCUCCUGGAGAUCGACCCGGUCAUCCUGAUCCAGCUGCUGGAUCUGAAGGAGCGCAGCAGCGUGGAAUCCCUGUGGGGUCUUCAGCCUCGGCCUCCGGUGUCUCUCCUCCACAGCCAAGCUCAUCCUCACUCGAGGAAGGAACGAGAGCGGCGUCCGCAGGUGGUGCGACGAUCAGCUCCGGACUCGGGGGUCCUCAUCCGCCUCAAGGCUCAGAUGGCUGAGGUCCGCAGCAAGAUGGCCGAUGUCAAGAGUCAAGUGCUGGAGGUGCGGGGGUCAGCGGAGCCCAGGCCUGGCCCAUCUGGGGCCUUCGGCGCUGAAGAGCUCCCGUCUCAUCACGGCGAUUCAGAGAUGGCAGCUUGUCAUAAACCCAGCGAGCUUGACCUGGUGGGGAGAGCAGCUGCGACUCGAGCCAGACCCUGCCGCCCCGCCAGGAAGUCUCUGUCUCCUGUCCUGGACAGCAGCUCUCUGGUUGUGAAGAGGAGGAGUCCAGAGGAGAUGGAAAAAGACCUGAGAGGAGCAGAAGCUGCUCUGGAGCUCAGCCUGCAUCCUAAAGAUGGGAUGGGAGGAGCAGAGGGAGUGCUGAAGGCUGACAGCCUCCAGGGGCCCCUGGUGUCUCUCAGCACCGCAUCAGAGCAGCCCUCCACCUCUAAGCAGCAAUAUACGAUGGAGCAACAGCUAUACGGGGCCUCGGGGUCCAGGGAAGACAUCUUCACCUUGGCAGCAUCGAGCUACAUGGCUUCAAGCAAGAACUGUGGCAGCAGGAGCCUGGGGGCAGCUGCGUUGGACUGUGAAUCUGAGAGCUCAGGAAACUCCCAUCAGUCCUUGCCGGAGGUGCCGUCUGCACAGCUGCUGUCAUGUGAAGGUUGGUUCACCUUCUAA
Molecule: messenger RNA, 3027 nt
Organism: Pundamilia nyererei
Lineage: Eukaryota; Metazoa; Chordata; Actinopteri; Cichliformes; Cichlidae
Gene: trim37
Product: tripartite motif containing 37
Exons: 23
Coding region: 295-3027 (910 amino acids)
Biological process (GO): protein autoubiquitination; aggresome assembly; protein monoubiquitination
Cellular component (GO): aggresome; ESC/E(Z) complex; peroxisomal membrane
Molecular function (GO): ubiquitin protein ligase activity; tumor necrosis factor receptor binding; zinc ion binding
Source: RefSeq, a predicted model, not a curated record